Molecule: messenger RNA, 2459 nt
Organism: Dryobates pubescens (Downy woodpecker)
Lineage: Eukaryota; Metazoa; Chordata; Aves; Piciformes; Picidae
Gene: ACSBG2
Product: acyl-CoA synthetase bubblegum family member 2
Exons: 14
Coding region: 39-2213 (724 amino acids)
Cellular component (GO): membrane; endoplasmic reticulum
Molecular function (GO): long-chain fatty acid-CoA ligase activity
Source: RefSeq, a predicted model, not a curated record
UGCUCCCAGGGCCGAGGCUGGGCGAGGUGGGGGCAGGGAUGGCGCUGGUGGAACCGGUCCCCACGGCUUACUUCCACCCAGCUCCUCCGGGGAAGCUCGGGGAGGUGUCACUGGAGGAUGUGCUGCUUGGAUCUCCAGCCAGAGCUGCUGGAGCAGAUGAAGACAGCAAGGCAGAGGGGGUGCAGAUGGCCACAGCUGGGUGCAAAGCCUCCUCAGCACCUCCCUGCAGCCUGUGGACAACACAAGCAGAUGGAGAAGUCAGGCUGAGGCUGGAGGAGCAGGGCAUAGGCAGUGAGGCACCAAGGACUGUUCCUGAGCUCUUCCAGGAGGCUGCUGCCAAGUAUGGGGACUACUAUGCCCUUGCAUCCAAGAAGGGUGGCCAGUGGACCAAGCUCACCUACAGGAGGUACUAUGAGGAGUGCUGGAAGGCAGCAAAAAGCUUUCUGAAGCUGGGGCUGGAGCGCUUCCACGGCGUCUGCAUCCUGGGCUUCAACUCUGCAGAGUGGUUCAUUGCUGACAUUGCAGCCAUCCUGGCAGGCGGAUUUGCUGUUGGGAUCUACACCACAAACUCUCCUGAGGCCUGCCACUACGUAGCAGAGAACUGCAGUGCCAACAUUCUGGUGGUGGAAAACCACAAACAGCUGCAGAAGAUCUUGGAAAUUCAGCAUAAGCUACCUCACCUGAAAGCCAUUGUCCAGUAUGGAGAGGAGCUGAAAGAGAAGAGACCCAACCUCUACUCUUGGGAGGAGUUCCUGGAGCUUGGCAGGGGGCUUGCAGACGCUCAGCUGCAGGCGGUCAUCGCGGCGCAGAAGCCCAACCAGUGCUGCACUCUGAUCUACACCUCGGGCACCACGGGGCAGCCAAAGGGAGUGAUGCUCAGCCAUGACAAUCUGACGUGGACAGCAGCAGCUGCAGGCCGUUUCCUCAUGCUGACAGAUGCCAAGGAGAAGCAGGAGGUGGUGAUCAGCUACCUGCCCCUCAGCCACAUUGCUGCCCAGAUGACAGACAUCUGGUCGGCCAUGGCCUUCGGGGCACAAGUCUUCUUCGCCCAGCCAGAUGCACUGAAGGGCAGCUUGGUGGACACCCUGAAGGAAGUGAGGCCAACUGCUUUCAUAGCAGUUCCUCGGGUCUGGGAGAAGAUAGAGGAGAAAAUGAAGUCCAUAGGAGCGAAGUCCUCGACGCUGCAGAGGAGAGUGGCCUCCUGGGCCAAGGGGGUUGGGCUGCAGACAAACCUGAAGUGGAUGAAUGGCUCUCCGCAGGUGCCGCUGAACUUCCGCCUGGCCAAGCACUUGGUGUACAGGAAGGUGCGGAGGGCCCUGGGGCUGGACAGGUGCACCAAGUGCUACACAGGGGCUGCCCCCAUCACCAGGGAGACCCUGGAGUUCUUCCUCAGCCUGGACAUCCCUGUCCUGGAGCUCUAUGGCAUGAGUGAGAGCUCUGGGCCCCACACCAUCUCCCUGCCCCACGCCUUCAGGCUCACCAGCUGUGGGAAGGAGGUGACAGGCUGCAGGACCCUGAUUGAUAAACCAGACCAAGAUGGCAAUGGGGAGAUCUGCUUCUCAGGGAGGCACAUCUUCAUGGGCUACCUCAACAUGGAGGAGAAGACCAAGGAGGCCAUAGAUGAAGAGGGCUGGCUGCACUCAGGGGACAUUGGCAGGCAUGACAAGGAUGGGUUCCUCUACAUCACAGGCAGGAUUAAAGAGCUGAUCAUCACUGCUGGGGGUGAGAAUGUUCCUCCUGUGCCCAUUGAGGAAGCUGUGAAGGAUGCUGUGCCCAUCAUCAGCAAUGCCAUGCUGGUGGGAGACAAGGCCAAAUUCCUUUCUAUGCUGCUAACCUUGAAGUGCACUGUGGACAGAGACACUGGGGAGCCAGGAGAUGACCUCACCCCAGAGGCCAUUGAGUACUGCCAGAAACUGGGCAGCAAGGCCACCAAGGUCUCUGAGAUCCUCAGCAGCAAGGACAAAGCCAUCUAUGGAGCCAUCCAGAAGGGGAUUGCAGCUGUCAAUGAGAGAGCUGUCUCCAAUGCCCAGAAAGUCCAGAAGUGGAUCCUGCUGGAGAAGGACUUCUCUCUCUUUGGUGGAGAGCUUGGCCCCACCAUGAAGCUGAAGAGGUCAGUGGUGGCACAGAAGUACAGAGACCAAAUAGCUCAGUUCUACGCCGAGCUGGAGACCCCCACGGGCACGGAGAACCCCCUCCAGCAGCAGCAGCACUGAGGUCAAGGCCCUGCUGCCACCAGGGCUCCCCACAGGAAGGAGAAAGGAAACCUUCUGCCUUCUCCUGAAAUAAAUGGAGGCUGAGGCAGCAGCAGCAGCCCUUCCCCAGCCACCCAGCUGGCCGUGGUGUGGCCUGCAGCCUGGGGACUGUUUGUGCCCUGUGCUUCCUGUGGCUGUGCUCUGAGAGGCUCCUGGGGGGCUCCACUCGAUGGCUUUUGGUCUUGCAGGGCUGUGUUUGGGUUGGGU